CGUAGACUACCUACCUACCUUAGGUAGUGCAUUCUGGCAAACUGUCCUGUGAAAGAUUCUUCGAAUGUAUUAGGUGUUAAGCAAGGUACAAAGUGCCAAGCAUUUGAUCCAAUGAAUAAACGCCUCUGUACUCCAAAUCUACACCAAGUACGGACUUGCAUGUGCCCCGCAAAGCUCAAGUCCCGGACUGCAACUUUUCUAUCCGCUAGAGCCACCUCGUUUUUUUAACAUUUUCACUCACAAAGAUGCCCACUGCAACAUCCAACCAUGCCUCUGGCAAAAGGAAGCCAGAUACGAAUGUCUCCAAAGAUGCCCAUUUGCCGAAGCGACCCCGAAACAACGAUCCUAAGACUCCAAUACCAGCUCUGCUAGCUCCCCACGAAACCAUCAUCGCCGAGCUCAACUCCAAAUAUGACAUCCUACCUGCUUCAGUUAUCUCGUCGACGCAAAUCAAGAAGCGCAUCAUGCAGGUCGCAAAUCAUAUAAUAACCCAAGGCGACCGCCCUCGAGUAGCACUGCUGUAUGCGCGAACCGCCGAUGUCUGCAAGCUCAUCACAGUGGUGGAAAAAUGCAAGCGGAUUGUCAUUGAGGAAGGGAGAGCAUAUUAUCAGUACAACCAGCUAUUUGACCAACCAGAAAAGUCUAAAAGCAAGGAUAUUGUUGAAGAGACAAUCCUUGAAAAGAACAUCCAAGAAGACAAUGAUUCCGACAACGACGAUUUCGAGGUUAUGCACAGCCGAUUUGAAGGCGCAGUGUUACCUCACCCCUCUCCACGAUCUGUGAAGUCAAUGAGGAUUUUCCUUUCGACUGUGCCCAUACAGGAAUUGAAAAUAAAGAAGGGUGUUACGGUCCAGUCUGGUACAGCCAAGCAGGCUUGAUACAAUCCCCAUAAUUCUACUCUGUUCAGGCUGUUUUGUCUACCUUUAUGUUUAAAAAUACUUCAAUGAACCACUCCAGGGAUGGUUUAUGGUUGAGCAAGUCAUAUAGCAAAUCACAAGAUACCCAGCGCAAGUAAAUAUAACAUUCUGCUUUUA
Messenger RNA from Fusarium oxysporum Fo47, 1034 nucleotides. RefSeq lists its product as uncharacterized. The transcript has a single exon. The coding region runs from base 246 to 878 and encodes 210 amino acids. NCBI's taxonomy places the organism in Eukaryota, Fungi, Ascomycota, Sordariomycetes, Hypocreales, Nectriaceae. The record is from RefSeq and is a predicted model, not a curated record.